Molecule: messenger RNA, 1008 nt
Organism: Acanthoscelides obtectus
Lineage: Eukaryota; Metazoa; Arthropoda; Insecta; Coleoptera; Chrysomelidae
Source: the annotation of a GenBank genome assembly
AUGAAUAGUAAAUUAAAAGAUGGCUCCAGGCUUCAGAAGAGACCUACACUGGACAGAAUGUUCGCUUCGACGUCACAAAGAAAUGAUGAUGGUUUGCGGGCGUCUUACAAUAUCUCGUUACUUAUAGCAAAAUCCGGAAAACCGCAUACUAUCGGAGAGAAGUUAAUUUUUCCAGCCGUUGAAGAGGUUUUAAAAACUGUUUUACACAAACCUGCAUCUGCUUUCAUCAAAAGAAUUCCCUUAAGCAACAAUACUGUUGAAGGACGUAUUGAUGAAAUGAGUUCUGAUAUUGAAAGCUUCUUAUGUAAUUAUUUGCAAACGACCCAUUUCUCUAUACAACUGGACGAGUCAACUUUACCUGAUAAUGCAGCAUUAUUAUUGGCAUAUUUUCGUUUUAUUAUGAAUCAAGAAAUCUACGAAGAACUGCUCUUCGCAAGAACUUUGAUAACCGACACGAAAGUGUUUCUUGCCAGAGUUAAACUAAUGAAGCAAAAUAUUGGACGGGACGAAUUUUCUCAGUUCCCCAAUUUGUCACAGACAAGCUGCCAGGAAGACGACGUUUCAACUUACGUUCAACAUUUAAAUGCCCUCUAUUCAGAUUUUGAAUCUAGGUUUGAGGAUAUUUUGACAAUGGUAAUACCACCGUGGAUAAUUAAUCCAUAUGGCGACAUAGAAGAAACGAAUGUCAUAAUACUAGAGGAACUGACUGAACUAAGUACAAACGAAGAACUUAAGGUUCAGUUUAAAAACGGAUAUCAGCAAUUCUGGCUGCAAAACAACAUACCCGUUACUUAUCCCGUAUUAUGGAAUAUAGCGAGGACAUUUUUAAUUUCCUUUCCAUCGUCAUACCUAGUGGAAAGGGGAUUCAGCGCUGUUACCAAUCUCCUAACGAAAAAAAGAAACAGACUGGACAUCAUUAGCCGAGGAGAUUUAAGAUUAACCCUUACAAAAUUGACGCCAAAUGUUGAUAAUUUAUUACUAAAGCAUCAGGUUCAUCCUUCUCACUAA